This is a messenger RNA of Eruca vesicaria subsp. sativa (arugula), 1859 nucleotides long. Lineage: Eukaryota; Viridiplantae; Streptophyta; Magnoliopsida; Brassicales; Brassicaceae. The record is from the annotation of a GenBank genome assembly.
UCUCUCUCUAUAUCUCUAGCAGAGUUCAAAAACAAAAGAAAGAAAGCAAAACUUUUUCUUUAGUUAUUACAAACUGAAAGACUUGAAACAUUUGAAUAAACUCACGUAAAGUAAAGUCUUUCUCUUCUUACUCUGUUGUACUUGUUGUCGGAAUUUUGAUAAAAUGGCGUCUCAAAGACACUUCUUAAAGGAUCUUCUUGAAGAAGAUCAAGAACCGUUUCAACUUCAGAGUUACAUCUCCGACCGACGUUGCCAAAUCAAUGCUCCAGUAACGCAUCUACAGGUCAAGAAACGCAGAGCCAUCUCUCAAAACACUGGACUUCCUUCGCGUUUCUGUCGCAACGCUUGUUUCUUCUCCCUACGUGAAUCGCCUGACCCCAAGAAGUCUCCACUCUUCGAACCCAAGUCGAGCCAAAACGCAGUUUUCGUCAACAUACCGGCUAGAACCGCGUCUAUUCUGCUAGAAGCUGCGGUUAGGAUACAGAAACAUUCAACGUCCGAGGGGACAAAAACAAGAACACGUAACGCAGGAAACGCGUUUGGAAUAUUUGGUUCGGUGUUGAAGAAGCUAACGCACCGUAAGAAACGCGAGAUCAGCGGUUGUAAUGACGGUGAACGAGUUUCUUCGGUGAAAGAUAUGUUGAGAUGGGAAUCUCCUGUUGUUCGUAAAAUAGUCACAAGAAAGUCUAAACGCAAAGAAGAAGAAACGCAGAACCACGCGUCUGAGUCGCAGUUCUCACGGAGGUCAAGCAGUAGUUGUGUUUGGUCAGAGAGUGUAACCAACGGUGACUGCGAUUUCGAAACGUCUAUUAGCUACAGCAGCGGAUCGGACGGUUUAGAUGAGUUUGAGAGUGGGUUAAUGAACGGUGCAGAUUUCUCAGGGGAUAAACGCUUUUGUGAAAGCCCGUUUCAUUUUGUUCUACAGACAAUGCCUUCCCCCAGCGGUUUCAGAACGCCGAAUUUCUCGUCGCCUGCGGCUUCUCCACGCCACGAUUGUCAAGAGAUGGAGAAAGAAAGAAAUGAAGUAGAGAAUGUAAAGAAACUAGAAAUGGUAGAGGAGGAAGAAGAUAAGGAACAAAGCAGUCCAGUUUCAGUUUUGGACCCUCCGUUUCAGGACGAUGACGAAGACAUUCACAUGGAUGACAAUAACAUCACUUCAAGCUUCAGAUCUGUACAAAAAGCAAAGCAUCUGCUUCUACAGAAGCUUUGUAGAUUUGAGCAACUCGCGGGUUUGGAUCCCUUGGAACUCGAAAAAAUAAUGUCAGACCAAGAGACCGAGGAAGAUGAAGAGAUGAAAAAUCAUUAUCAGUGUGAGAUUAUAACUCAGAGAGUUGUUAAAACCUACUUUGAAGACAUGAGAGAAGUUCCCGAAGGCAUAGAAGCAUUGAUCUCAGACCUUGUGGACGAGGAAUUACAUAAGGAAAGCUUUUCGCAAGACGGUGAAGCUCAAGUAGCUAAAAGGGUAUGCGAGAGAUUGAGAUCUUGGAGAGAUGUGGAGUCUAACACUAUCGAUAUGAUGGUCGAACAUGAUUUCAGAACAGAGAGUUUGGGGUCAUGGAGAUCAAAUAACGACGUAGAAAUCGCAGAGGCUGCUUUGGAUAUCGAGUUUGAGAUUUUUGAGGAGUUGGUUGAAGAACUAUCACAAGGCAUUGGCGGAGAACGGUGAUAGGUUUUCUAUAUUCGGAUAGCUUCCGUCACAAGUAAUGACAACUAACGAUGAGUAUUUAAAAAUGGAUGUAUGUAAAAGUUUUGCUUGAUGUAGUGUAUUAAAAUUUAUGUAAUUCCUUAUCAGAACUUAGAGUAUUAAAUAUACUUAUGGUCGAAGGUGGUUUGUGGUUGACAAAUUGAAGAAAAUUCGG